Messenger RNA from Penicillium longicatenatum, 1647 nucleotides. Its product is annotated as translation initiation factor eIF2B subunit delta. The record is from RefSeq and is a predicted model, not a curated record. Lineage: Eukaryota; Fungi; Ascomycota; Eurotiomycetes; Eurotiales; Aspergillaceae. Bases 1 to 1647 code for a protein of 548 amino acids. The transcript is spliced from 2 exons.
AUGACGGACCCCGUUGACUCGGCGCCCACUUCCUCGCCGGCUAAUGCGCCAGCCCAGUCUGGCCCCGCGACCGAGACCCCAUCACAGCAAACCCUCCCCAUCCGCGAUGCAAAGAGCGCAAAGCCCAACCCCGCACAAACAGACAAGCCUGCAAAGGCCAAAGAUGCCUCAGCAUCUGCCAGCACUGAAGCCGAUGCAGCUGGUGAAAAACCCUUGACUCCCGCUGAGUUGAAAAAGAAGGCCAAGGCAGAGAAAGCUGCUCGGCGCGUUAAGGAAAAACUUGAACGAGAUGGCGGAGCUGGUGCUGCGGGCGGUUCAGCUCCUGCACCUGGUCAGCCUCGUCCUCCUGUUACUCCGAGGAAAGAUGCUGCCGGAGGUGCUGCGCAGAAGGGAUCAAAGGCGCUUCCUCCGCGACGUGGGUCCCUAGUCGGCGCUGGCGCUGCUGUGGAGCAGAAGAAAAAGAAGGAGGAUAAGAGUGUUGCUGUUUUUGGUCAUCUCUACGGUCAACAGCGGAGGACCACUAUUGCUGGUGCUGGUAAGGAGGUGCACCCCGCAGUGCUGGCAUUGGGUCUGCAGUUGAGGGACUAUGUGGUCUGCGGAAGCAGUGCGCGAUGCGUAGCUACCAUGCUUGCUUUCAAGCGAGUCGUCGAAUCCUACACUACGCCACUGGGUACUUCGCUCCCCCGCCACAUGACAACCCAUCUCUCUCACCAAAUUACCUACCUCUCUACAUGUCGACCACUCUCUAUCAGCCAGGGUAAUGCCAUUCGCGCGCUCAAGUUGGCCAUUGCCGGGAUUGACCCCUCCAUGCCGGAGUCCGCCGCCAAGGCUACAUUGUGCGACUUCAUCGACAGCUUCAUCCGCGAAAAGAUCACAGUCGCCGAUCAAGUUAUUGCCGCAAGUGCCGCACAGAAGAUUCAGGACGGUGACGUGAUUGUGACCUUUGCCGGCAGCUCCAUUGUCAAGCAGACUCUGCUCGCAGCACACAACGAAGGAAAACAAUUUCGAGUUUCGAUCAUUGAUUCGCGCCCACUAUUCGAGGGCAAGAAUCUCGCCCGUGCCCUCGCAAACGCUGGGCUGGACGUCCAAUAUUCACUCGUGCACGGUAUUAGCCACGCCAUCAAGGAUGCUACAAAGGUUUUCCUAGGCGCCCACGCCAUGACCAGUAACGGCCGCCUUUACUCCCGUGUCGGCACUGCGCUAGUGGCCAUGUCCGCCAAGGAACGGGCUGGAGGCGUCGAAGUUCCCGUCAUUGUAUGCUGCGAGACAGUCAAGUUUACCGACCGUGUCGCCCUCGAUAGUAUCGUUGUCAAUGAAAUCGCCGAUGCCGCCGAGCUGGUUUCCGCCAACCCUCCACAACAGGUCACUGGUCUUCCGGACCCGGCAGCAUUCACUGCUCCCCCUAUCGAUCCCAAGAAGGGUAAAGGUGGAAAACCUGCUGCUGCUCCCACUCCUGACCCCGUCGCUUCUGACCGCAUCCCUUCUCCAUCGCCUCUGGCUAAUUGGAAGGAGACUUCUCACCUGCAACUCUUGAAUCUGAUGUAUGAUGUUACCCCGGCCGAGUAUGUGGAUAUGGUUGUUACCGAGAUGGGCAGUUUGCCGCCUAGUGCCGUUCCUAUCGUGCACCGAAUGAGCACAAAUAUGUGA